UUUAUUGGAAUGCACUUUUCACUCGAAAGUGCAAGUGGAUAAAUAACAGCAUUAUAACCUAAUUAAUCGAUUCUAGCUUAGUGUUUGAUUAUAACUGUGCAUUAUUUUGGAAGUGUAAUAUAGUAGAAAAUACUAAAAUAUUUUUCGUCAGUGUAAUAACAUAAAUAAGUCGCUAAAAUCGUAAAAUCAGAAACUGCAGCCUUGGAUAUUUGACAGUUGUCUGGUUAUACUUUUCCAGAAAUAUUCAAUGUAAUUAGAAUCUACAGAGAUAUUAAAUAAAACUCUUCAACUGCGUACUUGCAGGACUUUACAUUAUCAAUUAAAUUUUUCAUAAUAUAGUCCUGUUGAGAGGUGUUUGUAAACAAUAUAAAGUUUGAAGUUCUCAUAAGAGACUUAUAAGAAUUCAUAUUUAAAUCUUAUUUUAUUGAUUGUGUGUUACAUUGCUAUGUCUCGAAAUAAACCACUUUUCAACUUUAUUAUGAACUCCGGAGAGAUAUGUGAAAUGCAACCAGUACACAGCGGUGAUUAUUAAGGUGCAACUGAUGUCCGCGGUGAGCGGCGAGCCGAUGCUGCGCCGUGUGAAGCAGGAGACAGAGCCACCGCCACAGUACUCGCCGCCGGAACCCCAGCCACCUCAUCCACAGCCGCUGCACCCUCGCACUAUGCCUAUGAUGCAGCCAGAGUUGGAAUUGGAGAGCAAGGAGGACGUCAAAUUCUGCGUGUCUCCCGGGGACGGGACUAUUGUUGGCAACACAAGCCCUGAACAGCAGCACUGUUCCUCAACCACUGCUGCUGCAGCCAGUGGCGCAAGGGAUGAUGAGGCACCAAGGAGGGUGUGCCUGGUCUGCGGAGACACUGCCUCAGGUUUCCACUACGGAGUCGCCAGCUGUGAGGCCUGCAAAGCGUUUUUCAAGAGGACUAUUCAGGUGAGUCGGAAGGGCAACAUAGAAUACACGUGUCCUGCGUCAAAUGAGUGCGAGAUCAACAAGAGGCGGCGGAAGGCGUGCCAGGCGUGCCGGUUCCGCAAGUGUCUGCGCACGGGCAUGCUGCGCGAGGGGGUGAGGCUCGACCGCGUGAGGGGGGGACGCCAGAAGUACAGGAGGGCGCCCGACGCACCCGCCCUAGCUCAACCCAGGCCACAACUCGAUGAUAUUAAGGUACUAGAAGCCCUGAAUUCCUACGAGCCAGAGCUGCUGACAUGCUCAGCGGUUCCAGCGAGUGUCACAGACCCCACAGCCAAGACCCUGGCGAUGCUAGCAGACCUAUAUGACAGGGAACUGGUCGGAGUCAUCGGCUGGGCGAAGCAGAUACCUGGCUUCACUGAACUUCAACUUAAUGAUCAGAUGCGUCUCCUACAAAGCACAUGGGCGGAGAUGUUAUCCCUGAUGCUGGCUUACCGGUCCAUGUCAGGCGGCAGUCCGCUGCGCCUCCGCUUCGCCACAGACCUCGCUCUCGAUGAGCAGCAGGCCAGGGAGAUUGGGGCACACGAUUUGUUUACACAGAUAGCGGGCGUGGCGAAGAGGUUGGAGCGUGCGGCGGCGUUGCGCGAGGAGUGCUAUUUACUGAAGGCGCUCGCACUCGCCAACUCCGAGGCGAGGAUCGACGAGCAUGCCGCGCUGCGACGCUUCAGGGAUUCCAUACUCGCCGCGCUUAAUGACGCCGUGUCUGCUCUCAGGCCAUACAACGGCAACUCAGCCCUGCAACAGUUGCUGCUGGUCCUGCCGGCGCUGCGGCUGGCGGACGUGGCCGUGCGCCGGUUCUGGGCCGGCGUGCACCGGGAGCGGCGCGCGCCCAUGAACAAACUCUUCGUGGAGAUGUUGGAGGCCUGUCUGCGGUAGACCACCAGGUACCCAGUGCAUCCUGCCCCUACAAAAACCCCUUUUCGUUUCUUCACCUACGGCGGGCGACGCGUCCCCGCGCUAAAUGUACAAAACGAUGGACGGAUCUAGUACAAAACUUGUUACUAUUUUUGUAUAAUAUAAAAAAAAUAUAUCUAGUUUUACUGUGAGCUUUCGAGAUUAUUGUAUGGUCGAGGAAAAGAUAGGCGGCGCUACAAUGGCCUGAAACGCCAUGAUGUAGCUUUAAAUUGUAAGCUGUAGCUGUCUGCCGGGUACCUGACACCCGGGUACCGGUGCGAUGGUAUUUUUUCCCCGACCGUACGGCUUCUGUCUCGGUAAAUGCGGGGGCCGUAUUCGGCGCAUUUAUCAUUAAAAUAUUGAUUUUAUUCUCCUUGUUUUAUUGCUAAGGUCGGUCGGUUCUCGCUGCGGCUGAACAAACUAGUGCACCUAUAUUCGUUACUAGGAUUUUAAAGUACAAAUAUACAUGUUAGUUUUAUAUCUAUCCAGAAGGGUAAAGAACAAAGUUUUCUCAACGAACGAAACUCGAUGUUUACUAAGUAUUAUAAAGUAAGAAAUAAGAAUUAGUGUUUACUGUAUAGCUAAUAUACCUUGACCCGUCUGAAGUGCGCUACAAACGUGUCGUUGUCCCUUUCACUCGCUAUCGUUCCUGCUUAUUGACGUCUCGCUCACUUAGUGGAACUCCUAACUUCAGGGGGAUCAAGAUAUACUAGUUGUACUUUGAAUUCUUAUUUCCCAAUUUGGCCGCAGUGGCACCGCGCCGCCGCUAUAAUGUACAACUGUUUUUUAUAAAAAAUGAAACGUAUAACAAAAAUAGAAUUUAUUUAAAGAGAACAGAUUAUGUAGCAAUAUUUACUAUAUAAAGGUUAUAAAUGUUUCUAGAGCUGUUCCACUAAAAUAAUAAUAUUUUAACCGAACUGUUAGUCGUGUAGCCAUGAAUGUCUGAUCCUUCUGCCGGCAUUGGCUGGGUAAUUUGGAGCAAAUGAUUUGGCCAAUGUUGGCGGUAUAGUUGUAGUGACCCCAUAUUGGAUGGAUGUAUUUUUAAACGCGUUUGAUAGUAGUUUUCUAUAUAAAUUAACGUGUAAACUAUAGAUGUAACACAAUGUUAGUUGUCCUAACCGCAGUUAAAAAUAUUUUCAACUAAUAUUUUAGAGUGCUAUGGUGUUUGUCAUGGCUUUUAUGACCCUAAAAGGCUCAGCGACAAGAAUAUUUUGUUAGAUAUAAUGUCCUGCUCAUAAAAGCCUGGUUUUUGGAGUCUGUUUCUGUUAACAGUCGUGAUUGUAACAUAUCUGUAGGUAGUUUAGAAUAAUGUACAAAGUACAAGGAAAUAAUACUCUUUUGGACUUCAAAAAGACCCUUAUUCGUGAAAAAAUGGCUUGGCAACCUAGAAGUUAGGUUAAGUUAUAACGUUGAUAGAGAGAGAUAAAAAAAUCGAGUGUUACAACCAAACCAGAAUGUAUAUAAAAACAAAGCUAUACAAAAUGUAUCUUUAUGAAUAAGGGAAUAUGAAUCAAAAUACAGAAACAUGCUCCAAAUGGAACACUGUAGCAAUAACGUAUACCUAAGUGUAACAUCACACAUUGUGUUAAGUACCUAAAUAUUGAUAUGUAAAUAUUAAAAAAUAGAUUUAAAAAAUAUAUAGUGGAACAGAUAAUAUCGAAUACCUCAGUACCCGUUACCAGAAACCAGUAAACUGUUGUAUAUAAAGUACUAAGUACGAGUCCUAGUGUCUUUUGAUCGAUGCCAGCGCCUCUAACGGCAGAAUUGAGAACUAUAAGUAGACAAUUUUGAAGUUUUGUCUCAAAUUGAGUUGAAAAUGUGCAGAGCAUGAUUUUUAAGUCAAAAUUCUAUAGUUUCAAAUAUGUCUGCUUAUAGUUUUUUCGUUACAGAGUGUUCUAGUAUCGAUCUUUACCCAAUAAAGAGAUCAAAUCAAUGCGAUCCCGACUUUAAAAGUAAGAAGUUUAUAUAAAAGUUGAAUGAAUUAGAAAAAUCUAUUCAAAAUUGCACCCAUAGUUCGGUUAACGGUUGAUUAUGCAAAAUUAUGUAGAACGGAACAUAUUAUGUUGUUAAAUAAGGUUGUUGUGUAAAAGUAAGGUGCAUUUUUGUUGUGAUUUUGCUCAAAAAAACAUUUCUAUAAGUAUUCGCAUUGUAACCAAGGAUUAGGAGAUGUCUUUAAGGCUUUACGAACGCAAGGAAAUAUAGAUUACCUCUAGUUCUUUUGCCUCUAUCAUCGAAAGUGAUAAAAAGAAUCACAGUUGUAUUUUUAUUCUUAUUAAUUAUUUUUAUUUCGUUUUACGGCUUAGUAGCUAUUAUUAUGUUAUCGGUAAGUUGUCUGAACAAGCUAAAGGUUGUUUGUAGGCACCGAUAUAUCGAUACUAGAGUCGAUAUAUCGAUUAGUAUACGUUCAAAAUAUAUUUGUUUAAUGUAACAAAGUUACACGAGAGCCUGUUAUUUUUAUAUUUGUAUCUGUCUGUUGGAAAUAUUCACGGAAAUAAAUAGAUUACAUAAUACAUUACGUAUUUAUUUUUGUGAAUAUUUUUUAACUCAAAACUAAUGUGAUGGCUUAAGAAUUUACGAUGGCAAUUAGUUUUUCGGAAAUGUAUGUUUAGAAAAGAUUUUCGUCACAUUUGAUUUUUUGGGGAGUCGAUUUGUACUUGUAGUUGUACAGAUAAGCUAAACUCGUCUUUAUGUUAAUUUGGUUAAGGUUUAUAUUUCUAUCAAGCAAGUUACAUACAAGCGGUUAAAACGUAUGAUCAAUGUAUAACACAGUCGACUAGAAACGCGAAUCUGUAAUGUUAUUAUAGGAAAUUCACCCUUAUAUCUGCAAAAUAAAGCACAUUUUCCUCCACUCUUAUAUAAACAUCAGCGUUGAAAGGAAUAUCUGUCUUACUUUGCAAUCAUAAGGUUUAAUUUCCUGCGUUUAUAUUACAGAUUUACACUUCGGACACCGUGCCAAUAGAAAUUGAUCUCUAAAACAAAAGGAUUACGGUACAAAUUGGUUCCCAAAUAAAUUUCCACGUGGAAGAGUUAUUAUACUGUUGUAGUUAUUCUUAUGUUAAGAAUAUUUACUUUAUAUUGUAAUUAUAAAUAAUUGUACCGGUGGUAGUGUAGCGAGCUGUGACGUGUGACUGUGCCAGACUAUUUAUUAAGUUUAUUAAUUAUUAUUAUUAAUUAUUAAUGUCGUUAUUGAUCUGCGAUUACUGAUUUAUAUAAGGAUGUGAUUCUGGUUCGUAGUUUGUUUGGAAGGUUUGAUAAUGUACUACGAAAUGUAGGUUUUAGUUUUGAAGUAACUAAAAAUCACGGUUUACUCACGUAAAUUAAUGGAGAAAAGCUCUACUAGUUUCGAGUCAUAGACGGACUCUUCAUCAUGAGCAGCGUGCGCAGACGCAGCGUCGUCGCGUCUGUACGUCUUACGAUAGUUAUUAUAAAAAUUGAAGUAGGUGGUCUGUUUUUACUUCGUAUGUAUUGGAUUAUUCAUUAAGUCUUACUGAAAAAACGGACUAUUACUUUUUUUCUUAUAAAUUCGAAAGUUUGUGAGUAUAUGUGUUUGUAACUCAAUCACGUUAAACACAGCUGAAGGGAUUGGGAUUGAAAUUUGGAACAGGGGUAGAUUUAAGGUCUGGAACAAAACUCUUCAUAAAAGCUGGUCUUUUCUGACUUGUUGCCUAGUACUGAGUUUACAAAAAUAAUAGCUCAGUCGUCUUCUAUAUAAAAAAAUUUACACCUCAUAUUGACAGUACAAACUAUUCAAAAUCACUGAAAUCAAAAUCAACUCUAUUAUUAUUAUAAAGAUUAGGUCGAAAAUUAUAUAUUUAAUCGGCAGCUCAGUAAUCCAAGCUUCCAUACAAACUACGAACCAAAACUUUUGUUGAUAAAUUAUAUUAAUAUCUAUUUAUUAUCCAAAAAAUGACGAAGGAAAAUUUUGAAACGCCUUUUUACAAAAUUUUACUUUGUAUAAACGAACUGAUUGGACAUGUUAUAGUAUAAACGUAUGAAUUUCUAUAUCGUAGAGUAUAUUUGUAUGUAUGUAUGUUUGUAGAUGGUUUAGUGAUAUGUAAUCUCAGAUCAAACUAGAGAACUUUAGGUAAAACCAUUAUAUAGCUGUGUCUUAAAUUUUUGUAUUUAAUAAAUUCGUACCUUAUUUGUUUACAUAAUGUUAUUAAUGUGAACCGGUCCCGGAUAUGAAAUAAAAUAUAUAAAGUGGUGACAUUUUAA
Messenger RNA from Spodoptera frugiperda (fall armyworm), 6071 nucleotides. It is a transcript of the gene ERR, whose product is annotated as steroid hormone receptor ERR1. The record is from RefSeq and is a predicted model, not a curated record. Gene Ontology annotation, molecular function: sequence-specific DNA binding; DNA-binding transcription factor activity; zinc ion binding. NCBI's taxonomy places the organism in Eukaryota, Metazoa, Arthropoda, Insecta, Lepidoptera, Noctuidae. Bases 543 to 1838 code for a protein of 431 amino acids. The transcript is spliced from 10 exons. Gene Ontology annotation, biological process: regulation of DNA-templated transcription.